AUGUACAAUUUAAAACCAUUCCCUGGUAUUGAAAUAACUGGCAGACCAGCAACGCCAAGCAAUAGCAACAACACAACUUCUCAAAAUUUUCUCCAACAAGUAAAAAUGAAGAAGGGAACUACAGCAGGCAUUCGAUCUUCAUCUCCUUCCUUCUCUGCACGACCUCUUGGUGGAGGUGUGGGAAGUAGUGGUAUUGUUGUUGGUGGUAGUGUAAAUGGAUUUGGAAAUAGUGGUUCGCCAUCUUCGGGUGGUAGUGGAAUUGUUGCUAUUGUUUCUUCGAGUACACCAUCGGGUUCUUCUCGAUCAAAACAAUUAUCCUCUGCCAAGCCAGGAGGUAAAAACAAAUUAAAUUCUCUUAGUAGUAGUAUUGGAACAACAGGUAGUGGAAAUACAAAUUCUUCAGGAGCACUGGAUCCAAAAGUUACCUCACCAAAACCUAACUCAUCCCCUCUCAUACAUUUCUUCUCAUCUACAGGAGGAGGUAAUAGUAAGAGAUCAAUUUCAUCAGCAGGAAAUGUUGGAGACCAUCAUGCACCAAUGAGGAAUUCUUUCAGUGUCAAUGCAACUGGAAAUUCGGGCACUCUUGGUUCUCUCUCCAAUAAGCAACCUCUUACACCAUUGGGAAGGAAGAAAGAUGGUGAGCGAAGAGAUUUUCAAUCUCUAUCACCAUCUUCUCGUCCAAUAGCACCUCUAACCCUUUCAAAUAAGCAACCCCUAACUCCAAUAACAGCCUCACAUUAUGUUGAAGAUGAAGAAGAGAUUGAUGUUGAGGCCUCAUACAUUACACCACAUGCGACCUUAUCAAAGAACUCUUUCGAUGUACAGUCAACAACCGGACCAAUGAAACAAUAUGAUUCAAUCUCUCCCACCAAAGUUCCUCUCCUCUCACCACCACCAAUUCCGAAAAACAAAUUGAAUUUACAAUAUAGAAUUAAGAAGGCAAAUAACGCUGCAAAUCCAAAUGAUCCAAAUGGUGGAGCAGCUACAAGUGAAAAAGCUCUCAAAGUUUCAGUUUACAGCAAACAAAAACCAAUGUGUGAUGAAUCUACUCACCCAACAGGUGAAGAUGCAUACUAUUGUUGUUAUAGUACAAAACAUGAAGUUUAUAGUUUUGGCAUUGCAGAUGGAGUAGGCGGUUGGAUGGCAUUCGAAAUUGAUCCAUCCUUAGUAUCACGUCAAUUAAUGUGGAAUUGUAAAAUGCUACUCUGUGCAGACCAAAUCAAUCAAAUCAUUUCAGAGAAUAAUUACACAAUACCUAAAGAAUAUGAAUCAACUGUAAUGAAAGCAUUGGAACUUCCUCAAGUUAUUCAUCCAAAAAUACUGUUAGAAAGAGCUUUUAGAUUAAUGACUGAACUGAAUCAAGUGAAGGCUGGAGGAACAACUGCUUGCGUUCUCUUCCUUAAACCUCUUCCUCAAAACUUGUACCAAUUAUCAUAUGCCAACCUAGGAGAUUCAGGCUUUGCAGUCGUAAACAAACAGAAGAAUAAGGUUAUUUACAGAACUAAGGAACAACAACACUACUUUAAUGCACCUUAUCAAUUGUCCAUCAUACCGCCAGAAUUGGACAGUGAUGAGCUGAUAAAGGACGAUCCAAGUAGUGCUGAUUUACAAAUUAAUUGUUGCACAUUACGAGAAGGUGAUUUUAUCAUCCUUGCAACAGAUGGACUUUUUGAUAAUUUAUUUGACCAAGAUAUCUUAAAGAUAAUGAAAGCUGGAACUAGUUGUCAUAGUAUUGCUAAAAAAUUAGUUCAGGAAGCUGUCAAGAGAUAUAGCUCUCAGAAUUUACCAAUCCAUACACCGUUCUCCAUGGGUUUAAGCAAAAUGACAGGAGAAUUUAAACGCCAUGGAAAAUCAGAUGAUGUCACAGUUUGUUGUGUUAGUGUAUGCUGUAAUUAAGUUUACAUAAGACACACAAUCGUGAUAUAAUAAUUUUAAAUAUUAAAUAUUUAUACUAAAAUCUAGAUUAACAUUUCAUAUCAAUAUUCCAAUGGUUUUUCAUUGCUUGUUCAAAAGUCAAUGUUGAUUUUUGAUUUUUGUCCUUCUUACUUUCAGCUCUUUCAAUAACAUCAAGCCACUUUCUGACAAGGGAAUCACUAACUUCAGCAUUAUACAUGGCCAUCUUUUUGCUGAUUUCCUUAUAAUCGUCAAGUGUAGUUCCCUUCAAUUUGGCAAAUAAAUCUUCCCAUGAACUGAAUGUAAUAAUAUUAGGCCAUUGAUAGAAAUCAGAGUAUUGAUUCCAAAAUAAGACACUAGUAUAAUCAACAUCAUUGUUUGGAUCAAAGUUUGGAAGAUUGGCAUUUGGGUGUUUCUUCAUUUCUGAAGGAGAUCCUUUAGCUCCAACAUUACCUCCAGAACCAACCAAACCCCAUGUUCUUUCACUCAAAAUACGAGUGUCAACAUGCCAUUUAGUUAAUAAUUCAAUAGAUGGAGCAUACAUUGGAAUAUUCAUUCUAUAAUAUUCGAAAAAGCUCAUAACUGAUACUUGAUAUGGAAUAAUAAUAAUGGCUGGAUGAGCGGCCAAGUCAGAAUAUUUGAAAUGGCUGUACAAUUGACGAAUUCCCUUAAUUUGAAUCUUAUUUCCAUCUUGAGAAAUUAAUCUAUUAAUUGUUUCAAAGAAAGCUCCACUUGC
Naegleria gruberi is the source of this 2629-nucleotide messenger RNA. RefSeq lists its product as uncharacterized. The coding region runs from base 1 to 1896 and encodes 631 amino acids. The transcript has 2 exons. NCBI's taxonomy places the organism in Eukaryota, Heterolobosea, Eutetramitea, Acrasida, Naegleriidae. The record is from RefSeq and is a predicted model, not a curated record.